AUGUCAGAGAGAACAGCAAAACUUUCAUUAGAACAAAUAUCAAACUGUAAACAAUGUUCGGCUAAACAUCAAAUUCAAGGCACUAUGAAUGAAAAAAUAGAAAUGACAGAUCAUAAUAUAUUGGAUAUAACAAAGGUUACAGAUUGUGUUAUCAUCAAAAAUGCAGCCUCUGCUGAAGCUGGGGAUAUUUUAAUAAUUGGUUUAAAAUUGAAAGAUUCAACUGAUGAUUAUCUGGUUUUUCAUAUUCAAUGCAAAUGGGCCGACUCUGCAAAAUCUAGUGAAACCUUUACACAAAUUUUGCACGAAAUAGAAAAGAAUCAGAAAUUGAACUUUGUUACGAAAUCAAAGAAGACAAAAAAUAUCACAGUGAUCGUGAGUGGAAAACCGAUUUCAGAACUUCCUAACCACAUUCCAGACAAUGUCGUUCUUAUAUGCAAAAAUAACUUUGCAAAAUAUUUUGGAAUUUUUGCGGAUAGCAUGAAAUUCUUUUGCAGCAAACAAAUUCUUCAUGUUAAUGAGGUGAACGAAUCAGAGUUACAAAGUUUUCCUGGAAUCGGAGAAGAAAUGGCAAAUCAUGUGAUCAAAUCACGACCAGGUUUUAAAAAUAUGGAAGAUAUGCGGAAAAUGAUACGUGCUAAGGUUCCAAAUUGGGGAACUGCAACAAGACUAAUCAACACUUUCAACGAAAUUGAAAUAGUUUUCUAG
Messenger RNA from Naegleria fowleri, 705 nucleotides. RefSeq lists its product as uncharacterized. The transcript has a single exon. Lineage: Eukaryota; Heterolobosea; Eutetramitea; Acrasida; Naegleriidae. The coding region runs from base 1 to 705 and encodes 234 amino acids. The record is from RefSeq and is a predicted model, not a curated record.